Phycodurus eques (leafy seadragon) is the source of this 2883-nucleotide messenger RNA. RefSeq names its product adiponectin receptor 1a (gene adipor1a). The record is from RefSeq and is a predicted model, not a curated record. The coding region runs from base 159 to 1295 and encodes 378 amino acids. The transcript is spliced from 8 exons. Gene Ontology annotation, biological process: adiponectin-activated signaling pathway. NCBI's taxonomy places the organism in Eukaryota, Metazoa, Chordata, Actinopteri, Syngnathiformes, Syngnathidae. Gene Ontology annotation, cellular component: plasma membrane. Gene Ontology annotation, molecular function: signaling receptor activity.
GUGCAAUUGCCGUUGUAAAUGUUAAUUCUAUGUGUAUCUGACAAGGCGAAUAAUUGGUGCCUGUUUGCCAGCUCGGUGCUAGCAUAAAGGAGGAAAUUGAAGUGUACCGUUUGAAGCAGAAUACAGGGACUGUGAGUGGGUUAUCAGGCAGUCUCCCUAUGUCAGGCCGAAACGGGUCUGCAAGUGAUGCAGACUGCCGGAUCUCAGAGGACUGCCAUGUCCCGGAUGUGGAGCUAAUAGAGCUUGGGCCCCUGCUGGAGGAGGGAGGGGUUCGCCAGCCGGCCUCCAAAGGUGCCCAUGCAGAGGGAGCAACCAUGCUCGCGGAUGAGGAGGAGGAGGAUGAUGAUGAUGAGGUGGGAGAGGUUCUGACCUUACCACUCCAGGCACACCACGCCAUGGAAAAGAUGGAAGAGUUUGUACACAAAGUUUGGGAGGGGCGCUGGAGAGUCAUUCCCUUCCAUGUCCUGCCAGAGUGGCUUAAGGACAACGAUUACCUCCUGCAUGGACAUCGCCCCCCCAUGCCUUCAUUCCGGGCCUGCUUUGGAAGCAUCUUCCGAAUUCACACUGAGACCGGAAACAUUUGGACUCAUUUGUUAGGGCUUAUUCUAUUCCUGUGUCUGGGCACGUUAACCAUGUUGCGGCCCAACAUGUAUUUCAUGGCCCCGCUUCAAGAGAAAGUGGUGUUUGGGAUGUUCUUCCUGGGAGCUGUGCUCUGCCUCAGUUUCUCCUGGCUUUUUCAUACAGUCUACUGUCACUCCGAGAAAGUGUCUCGCACCUUCUCCAAGCUUGACUACUCAGGCAUCGCGCUCCUCAUCAUGGGUUCUUUCGUGCCGUGGCUGUACUACUCGUUCUAUUGUUCUCCUCAGCCACGACUUAUCUACCUCACCAUUGUUUGUGUACUCGGCAUUGCCGCCAUCAUAGUGGCCCAAUGGGACCGGUUCUCCACACCUCGACACAGACCCACCAGAGCAGGUGUUUUUAUGGGUCUGGGACUUAGCGGCAUUGUUCCCACAAUGCACUUCACCAUCGAGGAGGGCUUCGUUAAGGCAACUACUGUUGGCCAGAUGGGUUGGUUCUACCUGAUGGGGGCCAUGUAUAUCACUGGAGCUGGUCUGUAUGCAGCCAGGAUCCCUGAACGCUAUUUUCCCGGCAAGUGUGACAUAUGGUUUCACUCCCAUCAGAUUUUUCAUGUUCUGGUCGUGGCAGCAGCGUUUAUCCAUUUCUACGGCGUUUCUAACCUGCAGGAGUUCCGUUACGGCCUGGAGGGAGGAUGCACAGAUGACACUCUACUCUGAGAGGCCUAACUGUGACUUGUUUUCUUAAUAGCCUACGCAAACACCACAUGCACACAUACAUGCACACAUAAAAACACAGUACAAAUGCUGCUGGAAUUCCUAAAAGUCCUUUAUUGCUCAUUUACUUCUUGUUUACUCACCUGGUGUGAGGCCUUUUUGGUGGGUUUUGUUUCCUGCUUUUUUUUUGUUUUUUUGUUUUUUUUUUGUUUUUUGUUUUUUUUUGGGGGGGGCUCCAAUAAAGUAGCAUUAACUAGCCAACGAGCUCUGGAGGGAAUCGUCAACAGUCACUAUUUUGUCAAUAAUUAAACUUGAAAUUUGCAUCUAAAGUAACAUCAAUUUAAUGAAAAUCGUACCUCCAUCUAACUGAUGGUCACUAACCUUUUGGUCUCAGUCUGUCUGCAUGUGACAAAGGAUAAGAAGAGUAUUAAUAAGAGUGCUGUAGCAGUGGGAACACAUUGUAAACUAAUCAUUCUCUCCCACUUUUUGUCUAUCCAGGCUUGAGGAUGAAUGUACAGUCAGUUAUUUAGGUGCAGAACAACAAUCCAGGUCAAUGUAGAUACAAAGGGGCCUCUAUGUGUUUGUUAUAUGAAAUGUUACAUAAGGUAUGUAAGGAUCUUGCCAGAUGUUUACUAUGCUAACAAAUAUUGUUCAAUUGUUGGUUGAAAUGUGGCAUACACUCACAAAGAGUGUAAGGCUCUGAAAGCUUAGGUCAUAGUAGUCUUGAAAGAAAAGCUGUUUAAGUGCUAUCAUCAUGGAUUUUCAUAGAUGUCUAAAUAGUGAAUAUUUGCCUGGCAUUUGAACAUAGAAAUGUUAAUGCUGCCCUUUCCUUGGAUUAUAUGAAAAUUAUUUUUUUAAGGUUUACUUUCAUUUGAUACUGUACAUUCCAUCAUCUGAGAAAAGGUCCUAAACAAACUUGUUUCAACAUUACAGAAAGAUUUGCAGCAGUUGUGCAAAAAGAAUGGGUGGAUGAAAACAUUGAAAUAUAAAGAGGUUCCCUGCCAUCAUUUUCCAGACAAUACAUCCUGUUUUUUUCUGUCAAUUUAGGUCCCAGGCUACGCACAAUGUACAGAUCUGGAGGGGUCAAACUGUGUUUUUGUCAGUUGCAAGCUUCCUUUUGUGUUAGAUUUCAGAUGCAAUCUGAGGUGUGAAUAGCAAAUGCACCGUGUAUUCUUAAAUUCAAGACUUUUAAUUAACAGAUGGGGUUUAAAAUGUUACGUGUGAUUGGUACAAAACUCUAGUAUUCCUGUGCCUUAGGCCAAUGGAAAUGUUUUAAAUAAAAUGGCCUAUCUGAAUUGUCAAGAGUUCCGCAAUGAUUUCCAGAUGUAGAUUCAUAUAGUCCUCCUUGCCAUAUACAAUCAAAUCAUUAUUGAACUACAACCACAUGGACAGGUUUUAUCAACUGCUGUUUAAGACUACUUUUUCUAGAUCAACUUAUUCAAGCUUUAUUACAAACUAAAAUAAUGUGUAUUCUUGACUUUGUGUUAUGUCCUGUGUAGAAAGUGAGAAAUCAUACAUUUCAUUGAAAUGUAGACAUAACUAUUUAUUAAUUGUAAUCUUGGGAAAAAUACUGUAAUAAAAUGUUUUUCCA